CGUACUAUAACUGAAAGACUAGCAGCUUAUCCUUAACCAUAUAAUUUCCAAUGGAUACUUAUACAAAGUAAUGUCGCAAGAUACAAUCUCAACCCCUAAGCAUACAUUUGAGUCUUCUGAACUAAAUGAGCAUCUCGUUAGAGAUCAGGAAGAUGAAGACCUACGAGCCAAACGAAGAAGACGGCGUACCACGGAUGCUGAAGCAUCUAUUCUGGAGCAAUAUUUUUUGAAAACGCCUAAGCCAAACCUCUUGGAAAGACAAGAGCUUAGUAAAGAACUACAAUCGAGCAUGUCCCCACGAGAAUUGCAAAUUUGGUUUCAAAAUAAACGUCAAUCGCUACGUAAAAGUAAUAGCUUACUCCGUGCACGUUCAGAAAAUGAUAUAGAGGGCAUGCUUCCAAAAAGACAAUCGAUGAUAGCCCUUUGUGAAAGUCAGAAUGGUGAAGCUGAACUUUUUUUCCUAAAGAAGACUGUCGAUAGUAAAGUCAACUUGGAAAACAAACCACCGAAGCUAAGUAGAAAAACGGAAACUUCCGAAAACAUCGAAAAACUUCUCCCGGGCAAAGUUAAUCAACCUCCUUCACCGAAAGAAGAUAAUUAUUCGUCCCAUAAGGAAUUGGAAGAAUGCGCCAAAAGUCUAAUUGAAUUACAGCAAAGAAAUAAUCAUGCUCAGCUUCAUUAAGCUUUAAUUUGAACGUUAAUGCAAUUAAUAUUGAAUAUAAAUAAUAAGUUACAUCAAACUUGAUAUUAACCUACAAGUACUCGUG
Molecule: messenger RNA, 767 nt
Organism: Schizosaccharomyces octosporus yFS286
Lineage: Eukaryota; Fungi; Ascomycota; Schizosaccharomycetes; Schizosaccharomycetales; Schizosaccharomycetaceae
Product: MBF complex negative regulatory component Yox1
Exons: 1
Coding region: 71-682 (203 amino acids)
Biological process (GO): regulation of transcription by RNA polymerase II; cell differentiation
Molecular function (GO): RNA polymerase II cis-regulatory region sequence-specific DNA binding
Source: RefSeq, a predicted model, not a curated record